Molecule: messenger RNA, 1700 nt
Organism: Pistacia vera
Lineage: Eukaryota; Viridiplantae; Streptophyta; Magnoliopsida; Sapindales; Anacardiaceae
Product: pentatricopeptide repeat-containing protein At1g02370, mitochondrial
Exons: 2
Coding region: 57-1568 (503 amino acids)
Cellular component (GO): mitochondrion
Molecular function (GO): protein binding
Source: RefSeq, a predicted model, not a curated record
AUACCCUAACAAAAAUCCCAAAGCUUUUCAUUCUGUCUCUGAGAACGGAAGUGAAGAUGAUGAAGCACAAUCGAAGCCAUCUGGUGGCGUCGGCAUCAUGUCUAAGAAAACUCUCCACCGCGACAGCAGAUGGCGUGGAUAUCGUGACGCCAAACCUCGCCGUAAAUAAGAGCGGUCCUCCUUUAUACAAGAGGCUGUCGGCUCUGGGAGCGACGGGGGCGAGCGUCACAAAGACGUUAAAUGAAUACAUUAUGGAGGGCAAUAUCGUCAGAAAAGAUGUACUCGGUCGCUGCGUCAAGGGGCUUCGCAAAUAUCGUCGCUUCCAUCAUGCACUUGAGGUGAUGGAGUGGAUGGAGAAGCGGAAAAUGAACUUCUCCUACCGUGACUAUGCGUUUCUUUUAGAUCUUAUUGCGAAAACAAAAGGGAUUGCUGCAGCUGAGAAAUACUUCAGUGGGCUCUCACCACAUGCAAAAAACCAAUUAACUUAUGGAGCUCUUUUGAACUGUUAUUGUAAGGAACUCAUGACUGAAAAAGCCGUAGCGCUAUUUGAGAAGAUGAGUGAAUUGAAAUUCACCUCCAAUUCUUUACCUUUUAACAAUCUCAUGAGCAUGUAUAUGAAAUUGGGCCAACCUGAGAAGGUGCCUUCUCUAGUGGAACAAAUGAAGCAGAGGAACGUAUCUCCAUGCAUGUAUACUUAUAUUAUUUGGAUGCAGAGCUGCGCAAGUUUGAAUGAUAUUGAUGGAGUAGAGAGAAUUUUGCAAGAAAUGUCAAACGAGGUUGAAGACAAAUGCAGUUGGACAACAUAUAGUAACUUAGCAGCAAUCUAUGUCAAAGCUGGACUUUUUGAGAAAGCGGAGUUAGCUCUAAAGAAGCUAGAGGAAAUGAAACCUCGAGAGCGUGAAGCUUACCAUUUUCUUAUUACUUUGUAUGCUGGCACUUCUAAUCUGGGCGAGGUCAGUCGGAUAUGGAACUCCCUGAAGUCAGCUUUGCCCUCAACUAAUGCAAGCUAUUUUGUCAUGCUUAAUGCUCUUGCUAAACUAGAUGCUAUCGACAUGUUGAAACAAUGCUUUGAGGAGUGGGAGUCUAGUUGCUCCAGCUACGAUACAAGGUUACCACAAGUUGCUAUACGUGCUUACUUAAAGCAUGACAUGUACGAAGAAGCUGUAUCAGUUUUUGAUGACAUUAUUAAGAGGGCUAAACCGCCCUAUUUUAAGGCGCGGGAGGCAUUCAUGAUUUACCACUUGAGGACACGUCGGCUGGACUUGGCUUUGAUCGAAAUGAACACAGCUAUUUCUGAAGCUAAGGAAUUUGAAUGGUGUCCAAGAGAAGAAACAGUGAGUUCUUUUUUGACAGUCUUUGAGGAAGAGAAAGAUGUUGAAGGAGCAGAGGAGUUCUGCAAGGUUUUAAAGAAGCACAAUUGUCUCGAUUCCAGUGCUUACCACUCGCUGAUGAAGACUUACAUAGCUGCUGGCAAAUCGGCGUCCAAUAUGCAAGAGAGGUUAUUGGAGGAUGAUAUUAAAAUAACCCAUGAGCUUGAGACCUUGCUUGCCAAGCUUUGCCCUCAAUGACCAAAUGUUUAAUCUGAUUUUGUAGUUAUGUAAUUUAUAUUUUUAAAUUUCCAUUAAUCGUAGUAGCAGCUGACCAGUGAACCAAGUUGUGUGUGGAUUGAAUGUUUUCAUCAAGAUUCAUCUAUGCAAAUA